GCUUCAUUCAGCUCAAGAAAAAGAAAAGAAAAAAAUCUUGGUCCUCCUCAUCCACUACACUACGCCAAUCUAAGCAACGUGUCGCUAAACCAAGCCCAGUGCGCAUCACGCACCCCCUCCCAUUUCCAUUUAUCAUUCUCACCAUUUCCUUCAACUACUUCACUUGCAACCGCCACCACAACCUUCGCAUUCACCCUCCCUUCCAAAUUCAUUGUUUAUCGCUUUGAUUCGUCGGUUUUUGAACUCUUAAAAGGACAUUCUCUUCUUGUUGUUGUGUAUUUGAUUCCUGUUAUUUUUUAGGUUAGUCUUUUCGCUCUUCGAUUCGUUUUCUCUCGAUUAGAUUUGCGAUUUUAAGUGAAGCCGAAACCGAAACUGAAACCCUACGCCGUUGGAAACGUAUUUGUUUGUAAGAGAAACGCUAAAGCUCAUGGAAAGUUAGUAAGUUUUGUCGAGGAAGAAGAUGUCUGUGGAAAGGUCGUUUGAGGCAUGGGAAGAGGUGCAGCGUCACGGGCAGGACCUGGCUGACCGGCUUGCCCAGGGUUUCAGCGGAUUGAUUCAUACGCAUAUGAAUCCUCCGCAAUUCGUGUGGCCGAACCCUCCGCAAUCGAAGCUCUUUGAUCUGGAGUUUCCAACGCAGAGCUUUGGGAAGAGGGAUUUCGCUUUGGCGACUCAGGAGUACGGGAUCAAUGGCGUGUCGGCGAUUUUCGACAUCGGGAACAGGAUCGGGCAGGCUGGGGCGGACUUUGGGGCUAGCUUGAAUGGCCUGGUUCAGCAGUUUUUCCGGUCGUUGCCGGUGCCAGUACCGUUCAAGCAUGAGGAGAGUUCGGUGAGGGUGGAUGGUGGGGAUAAGGGGUGGCAGAGAGGAGGAGUUGGGAUUGCUGUGCCGGAGGAUUUGGGGCUGGGGUCGCUUAGUGAGAGGUUGAAGAAUCAUGGGUUUGCUGAGAGUGUUAGUGGCGGUAGCGGUGGAAGUGCCGAGGAAGAGGGUGGUGGUGGGUUUAACAUUGGCUCUAUUGGUCUCCUGGGCAGGCGUCAGGGAAUAAUAAAUUUUACGUCAACUUAUGAUAGCAGAACUCAAGAAGUGGAAGGUUCUUUAGUUGCAAGGGGAGAUUUGUGGAGACUAGAAGCAUCACAUGGUGGUUCUACUUCUGGAAAUGAAAAUUCAUCUCUUUUCUUAGUUCAGCUUGGACCUCUCCUCUUUAUCCGUGAUUCAACACUCCUCUUGCCUGUUCAUUUGUCAAAGCAGCACUUGUUGUGGUAUGGCUAUGAUAGAAAGAAUGGAAUGCAUUCCCUUUGUCCAGCAGUGUGGUCAAAGCACAGAAGGUGGCUGUUAAUGUCCAUGCUUUGCCUGAAUCCCGUAGCUUGUUCAUUUGUCGAUCUUCAAUUUCCUAAUGGGCAACUAACCUACGUAUCUGGUGAGGGUCUAAGUACCAGUGCUUUCCUUCCUGUUUGCGGAGGUCUUCUUCAAGCUCAGGGUCAAUAUCCUGGGGAAAUGAGAUUCAGCUUUUCAUGCAAGAACAAGUGGGGAACAAGAAUCACACCAAUGGUACAAUGGCCUGACAAAUCAUUUUCUUUGGGUCUUGCUCAAGCCUUGGCCUGGAAGCGAUCUGGUCUCAUGGUGAGACCAUCCGUUCAAUUCAGUUUGUGUCCUACUCUUGGCGGAAGCAAUCCAGGGUUGCGGGCAGAGCUCAUCCAUUCAGUUAAAGAGAAACUUAAUCUAAUUUGUGGAUGUGCUUUCAUGACCUAUCCUUCUGCAUUUGCCUCAGUAUCUAUUGGCAGAUCAAAGUGGAAUGGAAAUGUGGGGAACUCAGGUCUUGUUCUAAGAGUUGAUGUCCCUCUCUCCACCGUUGGGCGCCCUUCCUUCUCCGUUCAAAUAAAUAGUGGCAUUGAGUUUUGAUAGCGUUCUAGUGUUUGGUACGAUCUGUUUAUAUUUUGCAUGAAGUGUACAUAGGUUUGAUUCCUGGACAGUACUUGCAGGAAAUCCAGAAGAAAAAAAAACAGAAAUCCUAACAACAAAGCUUACAGUCUUAUGUGAAUAGAAAAUCCUGCCUUGGUUGGUAGUGUAUUAGUUUGUCAUUUUGGAGCUUUGUACUUACUAUUCAAUUUCUAACUAUUUUGCAGGCUUUAACUUCUAGAAGUUUCAUUCAAAUAUUGUAGGAUUCCUCAUUGUUAUUUUUCCUUAGAUUAGUAUUAGUAUUAAUAUUCACA
Molecule: messenger RNA, 2205 nt
Organism: Vigna unguiculata (cowpea)
Lineage: Eukaryota; Viridiplantae; Streptophyta; Magnoliopsida; Fabales; Fabaceae
Source: RefSeq, a predicted model, not a curated record